CAAUUAUAACUAACAUGAUAAACAUGAAGAACAAGAAGGAGAAGCUGGGUUCUUGUGGUUGUCACAUCCCUGUACCGUGACCAUCCACUGAAAGUUAUUUCUUAAUAUUCGCGUCCGACAAGGUGUGUCGCUGUUUUCCUUUUCUAUAGCUCUGCUGCCUGAAGGAUUGUCGUUGGAGAACUUGAAACCCUAGUCGUCAGCUUCACGAGACGCCCUUCUGAUAUUUUGUUUUUUGAUUUCGAACGAAACAAGGAACAUGACGACCUUUUCAAAUGCAACUAGAGAUGCUGCCGGUCCAGGAGGACGAGGCGACGAUCAUCAGCCGCCCGCCUCUCUUCAUGUUAGGCACGCCUCGUCACAACCUCGCGAUGUGGUUCCUGGUCAACAGCAGCAGCUACCAGAUGAAGAUCUUGUUCACAUACAUGAUCCGCAUCAUCGCCUGAACAACCACAGCUCCCUCGUCUACACCGCGGCACCCUCGUUCGAGCGUGGUCAACCUCAUCCCGAGUUUCGCGGUCCUUCUAUUAAUGCAGUCGAUGUAGGCAGGCCCCGAGGACCACCUGGUUCCCUCGCCUGUGGUCCUCCACCCCACCAGUUUCAGAAUGACGAGGACGAGCAGCGUUGCUACGAUGAUGAUACGGGGCGCCGGAUUUACUUGUCCACGCAAGAAAGCGUGCUCCUACAACGGCACCACCAAUCACCAGAAGCUGGUAGGGAGAGACGAACAUCAACAUUACCGGGUGCCUACGGUAGCCAUUUGCAUUUCGGUCAGCAGCUGCAAACCGGACAGCGGCCGCACAUCGAAAUACCUUCAAGAAGCCGAACAUUAACAGACCACCUGUAUUCCGGCCGAGGAGGUGGCGAAAUCCAAGAAGAGCAUUACGGGACGAGCUGCAGUGCUGGUCUCGCGCUGGGGUACGCCAGUUCGAGAAACCACUUAGUUCCCCCCUGCAGAACUGCCCACGUCGGGAUGGAUUGCGCGUCUGCGCGGCACCGUGACAAUACCGAUUUUGUGAGCGCAGGGCAUGAAGACUGCAGCCGGUUGCUGCGUGGCCAGCAGGAGGAACACCGUCUGCUACUCAGUAGUAAUCCAACACCGAACACACAGACAGCAACCCGAUCGUCUCAUGAUCUUGUUCGUUCGCGCAACCAGGUGGCGCCAGAUCAUGAGCAGCAUUAUCGCUACCUGCGAAGACGGGAUGGCCGGAGAGCUGAGUUAGAGCUUGCGAGGGAGCAAUUAUUUCAUCCGACGCAGCUGCUUAUUCCAUCAGUGUCCGGGACCAGGUCGUCAAGAGUAAGAGCCAUCGACGACGAUCAUGUUCAUGUAUUAAAAAGCCCUCCCCAGCAGCAGCACUGCCGUCACUCUACUGACUAUCGUUGCGGGCGUAGGAGCUUCUCACCCACGUUCAGCGCUGCACACGGACUCGGCCUUGGUGCUCGUGAUUGCAGUAAUUUCCCCAGUCGUUUAGUACGCCCGGGCCCGCCACAAAUAACGGCAUCAUCUACUUCCCGUCCGCACCGCUACAAUUAUCAGUCAUCGCACGGAGCUUCGAGCACGUCCGCACUCGCAAGCGGGCCCAGACAAGAUCAGGCGUUGCCUCGUGAAUCACAUAGCACACCAUACCAGGCAUCAAACGCAUCGAAUAGCACGCCAUACCAGUCCUCCUCACUGUUAUCACGGCGUCAAAAUCCAAGGCCUGCUCCUCUUGUCGGCCACAAUAUUGAAAGAGUACUUGUUGAUGAAAUUGGUGAAGAUGAGAGAUACCUCAUGUUGCCUCGUCGGCUCGGACACGAAGUUCUGGAAGGCAACGUGUCUCGUUCGUUGUACGCAGAAAAAGCAGAAGUGGUGCAGCCGCAGGUGCAGUCUCGGUGGGAGGAUCUCCAGGAAGCGGCGUCCGCGAGAUGGCAUAUCAACGGUAACGGACAGCCUUUUCAGUACGGCACUCACGGUCGCCGCUCGCACUCUUUGCAGCCGGACCAGCUUGCAGCUCAAGUCCCUCCUGCACCAGCUGAGCGUAACCAUGGGCGACGUAAUCUUGUUGCUGAGGAGGGCCCACGCUUCGUGCAUGUUGACGAUUUUCAUGAAGGUGACCGCUUCCAUGUUUUUCUUCAACAAGAAGAUAAGCAAAUUUCUGCGCCCGACCAGGUUGUACCAGUAGGAAGGAAUAGCAGUGCCCUGCCUGUUUUCGCCGGGACCCGGGGUGGAUGUCGCGGAGCAGUAUGGGAACCUCCACAGCAACCUCCUCCGUUCGUACAUAAUAAUCUCGCCCACAGCGGUACUGCUAUUGCCCAGCCCAGUUUAACAUCGCGGCACCAACCAUUCGGAUACGAACCGCAGGCGGUGCCGGGCGCAGUCGACAAUCGUAAGAACGAGACUACCGGAGAAAAUGCGCAAAGGCAACGACAAAGCGAACGAGUAGGCAGUGUUGAAUUCGCUCACGCUCGUGUUGAAGAAGAUGAAGAUGCGGAGUGCCCAGACGAGUGUAGGUUCAUACACAUCAAGCAGCGCGAAGCCACCGAUGGAAUCGAUUCGGGAGUGAUUGUGUCCGUAGGAAGGAGAAAGACAGACAAGUUCCUCCUUCAUCCACGGUUCAUGAACUUUUUGGAGGAAAAAAGUUUUGCGCCAUACAAUAUUCUCCCUAACCCACCGACUCGUCAAGGAUUCAGGCGAUUGCUCCGCAAUGAGGCAGCAGAAUUCGAAGAAAAGGAGAACGAGAACCGAGGAUGUGAGAAACACAAUAAAAGGCUUCUUGAUAAUCUGAAUCUCGAGAAGCCCGACCACGACUCCACGGAAACGAUCAAUAACAGCAACAGGAAAGAGCAGGGAGCGAGGGCGGUUCCAGAAGCUGGUGAAGCUGAAAUGAACAAGGAAUCGAACGACCCUAAUAACUUGCGAGGAAACAUCAACUCCAUUGGCAUUGACCAGCUGCCGCAGCCACUGGAGGGGCAGCAGAAGGAACAGUUCCAACGGCGGGAGGGAGCAGAACUACAAGAACAGCAAGUAGAACUAGAAGAACAGCAAGUAGAAUUGAGAACAAGGAAGGACCAGGACCUGCAAUAUGAAGUGGGAGCGAAGAUGGAGUUCGCUAUGACGAAGAAGCUUGCUGCAAAAACCGAGGGGAACGCCUUCCUUCUGAAGUAUCACUAUUUCGAUUGGAACCCCGUCUACGCGACCAUGACUAUGGACUCCUUCGAUGAGACCGUUCUCGCCUGGUUGUUGCAGUGGCGAGCGUCCAUUGAGGGUGGACAAGACUCGGGUGAGGAGACCGUCGGUACGGCGAAGCUAAUUCUGAGCGAAGUGGAAAAGUCCCUAGCCGCGCUGCAUGCACUCGACGUAGUUCAUGGUGAUGCUUACGUCAGAAAUUUCGGUAUAGUUUUGCUGCCGUUGCUUCGUGUCGUCGUGUACGACUUUGGGUGUUCUGAGCAUCAGCGCCGAGCCAAAAAAGUUGGAAACGCUCUUCAAAGCAGUCGCUUAAGUUUAGGAAUGAUCGACGAGAUUGAAAGGCGGAGACACGACGACAAGAACUCAUCUGAAGACGCCGCUGGUGCUCCCUCGACGGAUUUAUUCCGCAUCUGGAAAGAUGCAGAUUUGGCAGUUGCGCGUCAAGACUUCGAGAACUACUUCAGUCUUGCACUUGCUGCUGCUCAAUCUCGGACUGUGGCAAACAAGAGCGACACGCAUCCGUCGUUACCGCCUUCCAUCCCUCCACUAGCCGAUGCUGGGGGCGGGAAUGGCAAGAAUGGUGAGGCCGCCGCUGCUGGUAGCAGAAGCAGUGACCCGUCGCCACACGACCCAGACCUUCAGAAGGGCCCUUGUCCAGCAGGACGCGAGCAAGCACAAAGAGUCAGGGAGGAUCAAACUCGGGGUGUGCGGGCUGCCCUGCUAGGUGCUGGCGCAAGCAGCAAUGGGGCGACGGCACACUCGCACAGUUCGCCAGUUCGCGUGACAACUCCUCGAAAUUUGAAGACCACCCUAAGUGAGCGCACCAAAAGCCGAUCGCCGCGACGACGAAGCAAGCGGGAAUCCCACCACGAAGACGAAGCUGUGCCUCUUUCUCCAAAGCGAUCACGGAACGAGAAUCACUGCUCUGGCCCCAUAAUUGUUCAGGGUCAAAAACCUUUGGCGGCCCCUUCUUCACCAGAAGAACUUCAACAACGUUACGACGAUGAUGAUGAGGAGAAGGCCGGUCCAGGCACGAGGAGGAACUACGAGCGCGGCAUUGCCAAGGCAAGAGCAAAAGCAGCAGCUGAGAAACAGAGACGCGAACGGAACCUCCUGCGCGGUAAGCAGAAAAGCAACAAGGACGAAGGGAGAAAAACGUCGUCGCAGCAACACCAACACGCUGGACCACCUGCCGCGGAUGUUGCGAGCACCAAUGCAUGACGUCAUUAGUUAUGUUGCAGAUGCAGAACCAUUAGCGUGCCAUAGAGCAAUCAGGGCCAGCGUCACAACCUCGGAGCUUCUACGUGAUGCGUCUGCAGCCAGAAGGUGUAAGCGCGUUCUUAAACUACUGUUAGUUAUUGUUAGUCUUAUGACUAAGUCGUGCCACUGGCACUGCCACUCGAAGUGGUAUGAAAAUGAACGGCUAGAAGUGGGGCUGCAGUGCACUCGCUCUUCUACACGAGAAGUAUGAACAAGAUGAAGAUGAGGGAUAUUAGCACGGUCGAGCACAGCUAUUUGGGUUUAGAAGCGAAAGCUGAAGUUAGAAACGAAUCGACGCGCGGUUUACUUUUAUAAAGAUAACAAAAAGUCUAAGUCUUGACUAAGACUCCCAUUGGAUUUGGAAAUGAACAUCUACCUAUGCAAGGAUACCUACAUCAGCUUGCACUAGAUUCGUUGGCAAAAAAAAAAGACUAACACUAAGAUUGUACUUAUUUGCUUUGAGUAAGCUGUCUCUCUCUCCAGCUCCACCCGCACCGUAAGCCCUGCCGAGAAUAAGAACGAGAAGGACAAUCUUAAAUGAGUGAAUUAUGACUGAGGCGAGAAAACAGGAACAAUUGAUGAUGACAAGGCGGGUACGGAAAAGGAUAUGGGUGUCAAACUCACACGAUGCUGAUAGACAGAUGCAUUGUGCGAUCACUCGGACUCGGCAUUGGCAUUGGAAGCAUCAAUGUUGCUGACUCAGACACGAAGGAUGCUUCGAGAUCUCGUGCGUUGGCUUCAGGAUUUGAACUCUUCGAACGAAAGUAUAUAACGACCUCGUUGGAGAAUAGGAAU
Molecule: messenger RNA, 5218 nt
Organism: Amoebophrya sp. A120
Lineage: Eukaryota; Dinophyceae; Syndiniales; Amoebophryaceae
Source: the annotation of a GenBank genome assembly